AUGGCAUCAUCAGAUAAGAAGAAAUAUAUAAAUCGUCGAGAAGAAAAAUCACGAGAUAUUAAAAAAGCAUUAACUCAUAGAGCAAGAAUAAGAAAGAAUUACUUCAAGUUGCUUAAAACUGAAGGUUAUGAAGAAAGAAAUAAAGAUGAAUCAAAUGAUCAUGAAGAUCAACCAAAACGAAAACCAAUAAAUUUUCAAGAAAGAGCAGCAAUUGCUAAAAAACGAAAGGAUGAAAAUCGUAAGUUACAACUUGAAAAAAUUCAAGAUAAAUUGAAAACUAUAGAGACUAAAAAUAGAGAACGACAAUUUAAAAAAGAUCAAUUUAAACAAUCAUCAAAUCAAAAGGGUCAACCAUUAAUGGGACCAAGAAUAAAUAAUCUAUUAGAUAAGAUAAAAAAUGAUCAGAGUAUAUAA
Insectozyma verbasci is the source of this 414-nucleotide messenger RNA. The record is from the annotation of a GenBank genome assembly. NCBI's taxonomy places the organism in Eukaryota, Fungi, Ascomycota, Pichiomycetes, Serinales, Debaryomycetaceae.